AUGAAAUCCUAACUUAAAAAAGCAGUUUUUAUUGUCAAUUGUAAGUAUUGCUGUUUUAUCUUAGAAUAAAUUAAACAUAAGAGAAUAAAUGAAUAAUCUUUUGAAAUGGGGCUUUUCUGUAGAAAAAUUGUGAAGUAGGAAUAAAUAAUAGAUAAUUUUGAUAAGUUAUGCAGUUUAGAAGAAGCUUAGAAGACGAAUAAUUAAGAUGAAGAAAAAAGUAACAAAAUAUUAAUAUGGAUAAUUUAAUGUAUUGAACAAUUAAAAAUAGAUUUAGGAACAAAAUAAUUGAUGAAUAGAAAUAAGAUUUGAUUCUAGAAUGUUAAAUAGAAAAUUCAAUUCAAUACAUUAGUGGAGUAACAUUGGUAAUUAUUUUAAGAAUUAUUUAGAUUAAAGAAAUAAAUAAUUCAGAUUUAGCCUGA
Messenger RNA from Paramecium sonneborni, 419 nucleotides. NCBI's taxonomy places the organism in Eukaryota, Ciliophora, Oligohymenophorea, Peniculida, Parameciidae. The record is from the annotation of a GenBank genome assembly.